AUGUCCAACGCGAGCGAGAGCAGCGAAAAUGCUGCAGCUUCGUCCCAAAAUGGCAGUGUUUUACAACGCCCAGCAAAUCCCGGCCCGGCCUCACAAAUGUGGCCUACUCCAUCAUCACCUCCACCAACCACGGUGGCGAUGCAGAACCACAGACGAAUGGUUUACCAUCAACUGCAAUCACAGCUCAUUUGCCCUGAUGAUCAAGAAAAACUCCUCUGCGAGUGGUUCGUCAAGGUACCAGACGCCAAGGAGCAGGCCGCUAUAGAAAGAACUCGUGCUUUCUUCGGCAAAGAUCCUUACUCCGCGCCAUAUCACAGCUACUAUAUCUCUGGUGAAGUAAACGAUGACUACAUCAGGUUCGUGAUCCGCAGCGGCCUUCGACGCGGGCGCAUUUCACAACAAGAUUUAAGGGAAUUCAUUACCGAACGAAUGGUCCCUUUUGAGGAAUCAGGUCUAAGAUUUUCCCUUGUCCUGAUUCGCAUAAAGUCCUACCUCUGUCUCGAACGCAGGAUACCUUUCCUUUUUACUAUUCGUGGUCCGGGCGGUACAGACCCUGGGCCUAGGGGAGCACGCAUCGUGGCACAAGUGACCACUGACGGGUUGGUCGACUUUACAGAGCUCAAGAGUGGUAAAUCUGUUGAGGGGACAGUUGAAGCUGAAGAGGCAGAGCCCCAGAACACCUCUCUGCAAGAAGUCCUAAAAUCCUACUACACCAAUUACAGCCUAUAUCGGAAAGAGGUUGACCAAUCACCUGUGAGUAGCGUGCUUUCUAAGGAGAAGUCUCAUGAGGACGAUGGCAGGUCGCCUGUGAGCGGCGAGCCUUCUGAGGAGAAUGGUGGUGAGGGUGGUGUCCAUAUAUCGCCUAUGGACGAUGAGUCGUCCGAGGCGGUUGAUGAGGACGAUGGCCAUGUUUCCGACGACUCUUAUAAUCAAACUACAGCGCCUACGUCCUGCGGUAGCGAGACUGGCGAGUCGGAUUACCAAGAGCGCCGUCGCAUAAUCGGAGAAUUGUACAAGGCAGUAGCCGAGCAAUCCAAGCGACGCGCUCGAAAGGAGCUAGAACAUAUGUGCUUGAAGAUUAGCCUAUGUGACAAAAUGGCAGAUCUUAAAAGUCUGGCAAAGCGAAUGAGUGAGACGGAAGACCAAAUGGAUCAGCACGAACGGAAAAUCGAGGAUAAAAAGUUCACGAAUCGAGAGGACCAGCAGACGCUACAUACACACACGGGGCAGCGGAAAUCUACUGUUUGA
Molecule: messenger RNA, 1248 nt
Organism: Fusarium verticillioides 7600
Lineage: Eukaryota; Fungi; Ascomycota; Sordariomycetes; Hypocreales; Nectriaceae
Exons: 1
Coding region: 1-1248 (415 amino acids)
Source: RefSeq, a predicted model, not a curated record